UUGAUAAUGUUAAUAACGUUUAAUGUUAGUUUUUAAAGAUUUUUCAAAUUUAUUAUAAAACAACUUAAAUAUAUUUUCUUAUCAAUGACAUUUUUAUUUUUAAUAUGAUAAUUGAAUGAUACUAAUAACUAUUUACGUUAGCCUAUUAUUGUGAUUUUUGUUACAAUUAAAUCAAUGAUUUUUAGAUGAGUGUAGUUAAUAAAGAAUGGUUAAAUGGUAUGCAAAAUAAACGCAGGAAGUGUGUAUAUGAUCUUAAAGUAGGUGUUCAAUAUAAGGUUUUGGGUCUAUUCGUCGUAAAAUCGAAAUAUUCCACUCAAACACCGGUAGCUGAAGUAAAACUGGAUGACGAACCCUCUUUUCAAGUUUAUCUACCGUCUAGGUUUCAAUUUACUCGAGAAGAUUUGGCAAAAGGAUUCGACGAAAAUCUGAAGCUUGUUUCUAACAGACGAAAAGAUCAAACUUCGAGUUACGAUAUAAAGUUUAUUUUUCUGAAAGAUCUGGAACGUCAUGAAUAAUCUGUUCAUAAACACAAAUUAUACAGCUGUACAGUUUGCGGCAAAAAUUUUUCCAAAAAGAAUAAUGUGAGAAGACAUCAACAUCGGACUCACUUCUUGAAAGGUGUGAAUAAAGUAUUGCAGUUACAAUCUAAGAAUUAUGAAAAAAUGUGUGAAAAAUCGAUUGACACUGAGAGAAAUAUCAUGAAUCGUGGCGCAUGUACGUCGGUAAACAUUCAUAGAAAUUAUAAUGAAAAGAACAUAGUUAACUACGGAGCGAGUACCUCAAAAAAUAGCAAUAAUAACUGAAGAUGAAUUUGUGACUGUCAAAGUUAAGUAAUAACAGACUGACAAAUACACAAUUGCCUAUUUAUCAACACUACAUGAGUACAAGAACGUACAAUAGGACAGUACUGAGACUGAGCUCCGACAAAUAAACUUUAUAACAAUAAUUUAAAAAGAUAAUUUAUUAUGGCUUACGAGAAACUAUUGUUUGUCACAUUGAUUUUAUAUCUUCCAGCCUUUUCUGAGCCAUUUUCAUUUGUCAUUGAAGAAAUAGAAAAUGAUGAUAUCUCUCCAGAUUUCAUUUUAAUGCUUAAUCAAAUUGAAUCUAUAGUAAGUCCAAUUAUAUUUCCAGAAAAAGCUCUAAGUCCUUUUGAUGAAGAAGAGGUUGACAUUUUAAUGAAUAAAACUACUAAGCCUCCACGCAGUAUUAUUGAAAAAAUAAACCUUUUUAGUAAUAUUACAAAAGCUGAACAGCUGAUCAUAGAAAAAAAAUUAAACGUGAGAGAGAAGUAUGAAAACAAAAAAAAUUCACUGCAUUGUAUUAAUACUUUAAUUUUAAAUGCUAUUAUCUGGAAUAUAAAAAAUUCAUUGUUAAUUAAUGAAAAGCCAAAUCCAGAUAAACUAGAAAUUUUUGAAAAAUAUAAAAUGUAUUUAUCUCGUAUGCUGUCUGUAUUAUAUUAUGGCCGUAUUAGAGCCAAAAGAUGGCUUACUUAUUUAUAUGACAAAUUGUUAAAUAUAGCAGAUACAGAGACAAAUAAAAUGAUAAUGGAAAAAAAAUUUAUAAACAGAGAAUUUUGUUUUAAAAACAUCGAAGAUGCUUAUAAGAAGUGUGAAGAUAGUAAUUUUAUUCCAAAAAAUCCAAGACUACGAACUGAAGAUGAAUUUUACAGUUUUUAUAAAGUUUUUGACAUCAUCGAACAGUUGUAUAAUAAUGAAGAAAUGAACCGGGGCUAUAUUUAUGAAAAAAUGUUUAGUAUGGAAAAUAUAACGUUGUACUUUUUACAAGAUCAGUAUAAAAUAAUUUUUGGACAAAUGUCUGUUAGACAAUUUGAUUGGCAAGAAUUAAAGGUACCGUUGACAUUUACUGCACAUGAACGAAGUUGUGAUGAAAUACAUGAUGAAAUUGACAAAGUUGCUAUUGAAAUGAACAUUAGAGAUUUUGAAAGUUAUAUUACAGGAGUUAAGACAUUAUUAAAUCCUAUCGACAAUAGUUUGUUUUUUAUUAGAUUUUUAUACCAAGACUUAUUAUUUGAAUGUAAACAAGAAUUCUUCCCUUGUAUUUGUGAGUAUAGACCAUAAUUAUGGUUACAAUGAUAUAUUUUAAUAUAAUUUUUAAAUACAUUUUACAAAAUGCACGAUAUAAUUUUAUAUUAUGAAUUUAUUAAUUAUUUAUAUUUAAAAAUCCAAAAAGUGUGUUUCAAAUUUAUA
Molecule: messenger RNA, 2207 nt
Organism: Daktulosphaira vitifoliae (grape phylloxera)
Lineage: Eukaryota; Metazoa; Arthropoda; Insecta; Hemiptera; Phylloxeridae
Exons: 10
Coding region: 966-2078 (370 amino acids)
Source: RefSeq, a predicted model, not a curated record